Olea europaea var. sylvestris is the source of this 1728-nucleotide messenger RNA. Its product is annotated as transcription factor SPEECHLESS-like. Gene Ontology annotation, biological process: positive regulation of DNA-templated transcription; stomatal complex development; guard cell differentiation. The coding region runs from base 531 to 1481 and encodes 316 amino acids. Gene Ontology annotation, molecular function: DNA-binding transcription factor activity; protein dimerization activity. Lineage: Eukaryota; Viridiplantae; Streptophyta; Magnoliopsida; Lamiales; Oleaceae. Gene Ontology annotation, cellular component: nucleus. The transcript is spliced from 3 exons. The record is from RefSeq and is a predicted model, not a curated record.
CUGUGUGUGUCUCUCUCUCUCCUUCUGGAAAUAACCCUCCGAAGAAUCCACAUUCUUUUCCUUUUCCCUUUCCCUGUCCACUCCUAUGUCACUCUCGUGAUUUCUUUCCCUCAAAUCCAUGCAAAAACCCUAUUCGAGAAUAGAUUUUGAUGUUGAUAGUUUGGUCCCUUUCAAUCAGUUCAUACAAUACAUACAUUUCUUGUUAUAGUUAUAUAUUUUAGCCUUUUUUUUCUUGAUCUUCCGGCCAGCGACAAAAUCGGCGGCUUCCCGAGAAAACGACCAACCAUGCAGUGGCGCGGAGUCAAAACUACCAACUAACGCAUGUUUUGUUAAGCUUAAAAGUUAAACUUGUUCCAGUUUUAUUUAAAAGUUAAAUUACUUUGGAACUUUUAGUUCUAAAUCUUACGUUUUUUUCAAACAGGUCUUUACUUACUUUCUAGGAAAAUACGCACACUUUCUUUCUUAGCUUAUCUUUGAGUGUGUUUCGAACCUUCUAUAAAUCAGUCGACAUUUCUGUAAGCUGUUUUCAAAUGGAUGGCAAGAAUUUAUCUGACCUUUUUGAGGAUACUGAGUUUGGUACUGAAGCCAACCUCGGCGGGGGCUUCACGCCGUCUCCAGACGAUAUUUUCAGUAUUCUUGAGGCUUUAGACGGGGUUUCAGACUUUAAGCCAGUAGAUGAAGUGGGAAUGUUGGUUUCUCAAAAAUUUAAUUCUUCAAGUGUUUUUCAAGAAUCUGAAACUGAAUUUGAGGUUUCACCAAAAAGCAAGAAACAGAAGGUAAUUGCAACAGCUUCGAUGGAAGUGGAAAUUGAUGGACAGCAAAGAAUUUCUCAUAUAACAGUGGAGAGGAACAGAAGGAAGCAGAUGAAUGAACAUUUGACUGUCUUGCGCUCUUUGAUGCCUUCCUUUUAUGUCAAAAGAGCUGAUCAAGCAUCCAUAAUCGGUGGAGUUGUCGAUUACAUCACUGAGUUACAACAAGUUCUACAAUCCCUAGAAGCCAAGAAACAAAGAAAAGCUUAUACAGAAGUUUUAAGUCCUCGUUUGGUUUCAAGUCCAAGACCUUCACCCCUUAGUCCAAGAAAGCCCCCAUUGAGUCCCAGAUUAUACCCACCCAUUAGCCCAAGAACCCCACAGCCAAACAGUCCCUACAAAACCUGGCUACAUUCACCUUCCAAUUCUUCUUCAAAUUCCUCCAUGAAUGACAGUGUUAAUGAACUUGUUGCAAAUUCCAAAUCUGCUAUUGCUGAAGUGGAAGUCAAAUUUUCUUGUCCAAAUGUAUUGCUCAAGACUGUUUCUCCAAAAAUUCAAGGCCAAACAGUGAAGAUAAUUUCUGCACUUGAAGAACUGUCCCUGGAAAUCCUCCAUGUGAACGUUAGCACAGUUGGGGACAAAAUGAGAAAUUCUUUCACUAUUAAGAUUGGAAUUGAAUGCCAACUUAGUGCAGAGGAACUCGCUCAGCAAAUUCAGAAAACAUUCUGUUAAGUUCACUAAUAUUAUCAUAUGUUUGGUACGUUGAAUUAAACAUUAUUCAACAAUAUAAUGAAGGAGCUUUAACAUCUCCAUGCCAGACCCUCUUUCUUUCUCUUGCUCACUUUCUCACACACAUUGACUCACUCACUCGGUAGAAAUAAAAGCGAAGGUGGGAAAGCAUCGACCGCCGUUGCUAUCACUAAUCAUGUUUAAAAUCAGCCAUGACUUGUAUUUGCAUUCAACAUUAGCAUUUUUUUAA